Messenger RNA from Serinus canaria (Common canary), 5256 nucleotides. RefSeq names its product SHQ1, H/ACA ribonucleoprotein assembly factor (gene SHQ1). The transcript has 12 exons. Lineage: Eukaryota; Metazoa; Chordata; Aves; Passeriformes; Fringillidae. The record is from RefSeq and is a predicted model, not a curated record. Gene Ontology annotation, cellular component: nucleoplasm; cytoplasm. Gene Ontology annotation, biological process: box H/ACA snoRNP assembly. Bases 1 to 1335 code for a protein of 444 amino acids.
AUGCGCGGCUCCGCCCCGGUGCGGGCGGGCGCGGGAAGUGGCUGCGGAGAGCGGCGUGGAGCUCCGGCCACACAAGCAGUGUUUGCUUUUCCUGCUGGAUUCAUCAUGAUAACUCCAGCUUUUGAACUGACCCAGGACCCGGAUUUCCUUACAGUAAAAAUCAGAGUGCCUUAUGCCAGAGCUUCAGAGUUUGACAUUUACUUUGAAGGGGAAGAUUUCAAAUUUUAUGCUAAGCCAUACUUUCUCAGAUUGACACUUCCUGGAAGAAUUGUAGAGGAUGGCAGAGAAAAAGCAUCUUACAAUACAGAUGAAGGUACUUUUACAAUUCAGUUGCCCAAGGAGAUUCCUGGCCAAUAUUUUGAGGGGCUGGACAUGCUGACAUCUCUUUUAGCACCAAAGAAAUCAAGAUCAGCAAAACCUUUGGUAGAAGAGAUGGAUACAGCUGCCUCUGCUGAACUGUCUGAAGAGAAUGAAGAAGAAUUUGACUGGGAAAUGGAACAGAUUCCUUAUGAAGAAAGCCCUCCACCACUGCAGCACCCCUAUGGAUUUGGGAAUUUGCGCUCAGGAGUGUUCCAGAGGCUGCAAGAUGAGCUCAGUGAUGUUAUUGACAUUAAGGAUCCAGACCAAACUCCUGCAGAGGAACGUAGGAGGAGACGUUUGGCAGCUGAGGCUGCCAAGUUUGAGCCUGAUCAUUACCUAGCUGAUUUUUUUGAAGAUGAAGCUAUUAAGCAUCUUUUAAAGUACAAACCCUGGUGGAUUGAUGCUCAUAAAAAGAUGACAGCCUUGCAGGGAGAAAGUCAUCAGGAACAUGACAGUCCUGCAUUUGUUGUCUUCUCUGAGGAAGAGAGAGAGCAGAUGAGGAAGUUCACAAAUAAAUCUUUUCUUCUGGAUAAAAGGAGCCGUCGCCACGUUUAUCUUGGAUUAAUUGAUAUUCUUCUGGCAUAUUGCUACGAGAUCCGUGUCAAUGAAGGGGACAAGAAUGUUGAAUCAUCUUGGAACAUCAGGAAACUGAGUGCAACAUUGUGCUGGCUGGAGAGUUUCUCCAGCAUCCAUGAUGUCCUGGUAUCUUUUGGAAGAAGAGUGCUGUGCUAUCCCCUGUACAGGCAUUUUGAGCUGGUGACACGUGCCUUCAGUGACACAGUCAUGAUUCUGCAGCUGGGGAAAGCUGCAGUGUUGAAGUGUCUGCUGGACAUUCACAAGAUUUUUAUGGAGAGUGACCCUGCUUACAUCCUUAAUGAUCUCUUCAUUACAGACUAUUGCAUCUGGAUCCAGAAAGUCAACUUAUGUGAAAACUUCCUUGAAAACAAUCAAAUCCCUGAUGUCAGUCUGCAGUGAGACUUCUUCCUCACAGCUCUAUGUUCUGGAGAUAACAGCUAUCUUGACUCUUCAGAUCCUGUGCUCCCUGUACUCCCUGGAACAGAAAGCAGAACUGGAGCUUGUAGGAGUUUGGCUUUACCUGGAGUUGUGUCCUGCUCUGCUCCCACCCUGCUUGUCACUCAUGUCCCAGUCCUGCCAUCAGUGCCAUCACCAGCUCUUCUCUUCCUGCUGCCACAGGUGGCCUUUGCUGUAAACCUCUAAUGAUCUCCCUUUCCUGUUGCCAUAAUCCUCUUUUUAUUUUUUUCAGAGUUCUGUCCAUCUCCCUUUAUUUGCUAAAUCUCCUUUGAUUCUUUGUUCUUUUCAGCCCAGUUUCACUCCUUUAUAAUCUAAGAUCUGUAGAACAAGAUUUUUUUCUUCUUCUAGCACCUGAAGAAACUCUCCUGUGCCUAGACAAGGAUUACUGUAGUUCUGUCUUGGAAUUUUAAUUCCAGACUACAUGGACAAGCCCCAAGAUGCUUCUCUUAUCUGUUCCUCAAAGCUAUGCAUUAAACAAAACAUGCAUCUGAUCAGUUUAACCUGUAAUUAAACAUUUUCCUUAAGCAACUGACAUUGUGAUAACUAAUAAUUAUCAUGUGUAGCACCUUUAAAACCUAUUAUGCAUGUUUAUGUAAGAACACUAUUACCAUAAUAAUAAGAUAUCAUUACCACAAAUGUGCAUACUGAAUGAGCAUGUCUUAAAGUAAUCAUGGAUUCCAUUAAUCAUACUUGAAAAAUUAAAGUAUUUGCUGUCUAAUCUCUCAAACACUACUUAAAAGGUUUUGGAAACAGCAGGGCCUGUUUACUGCAGGUCUCUCAUACACAAGAUCUCAUUUCUGGUGUCUCAUUUUUGUUUUCCUGAAUUGUUGCUUAUCUUUCACCUUGGGAAACCAUUGGCUCAGAGACCCACAGUCUCCCUUUGAAAGCAUCUCCAUGCUGAUUUUUAUGCUGUUUGCCUUGUUUUUUGUCCAGGGAGUGCUGCCACCUUUUCUUAAGGCUGAUGUGAAAUGCACUCCUGAAACUUGGUUGUCCUUCAAAUUAGAUAAUUGCCUUAAAGGAGAUGAACUCAUGGCUGAUUGUAAUUCUCUUAGUCCCUUGCACAGGGGCAGAAAAGAAACAACCCCAUUCUUCAAGUGUUCUUUGUUGGUUUCUUUUAAAUACAAGAUUGCAGAGUUGGGAAGCAGAGUUUUUUGGGUUUAUUUAUAAAAUUGUUAAGGGUGACAGUUUUGAGUUUGUCUCAUAUUUAAAAGUUGAGCUCUGUAGAUUCUGAUGGAGACUGGAUGAGAAGAAGGAAAGUUGGGAAGAAACAUUUGACCUAUUGAGAAAACUGAAAUGAGAGUUUAUAUAGUCAGAAUAUUUGGGCUUGGAAGGGACCUUUAAAGGCCAUCUAGUCCAGCUCCCUGCAGUGAGCAGGGACAGUAAAUACCUGGUGUGGCCAAAAGUUAAAAAACCAACUUAAUUGCUUUAGGGAGAUCAUUCUUUUAUCUGUCAGCAGGACCACUUUGAAUUUAGUAGCAUAAUGUGUGUUCAAACAAGUCUGUUUUCUUCUUAACACUUGGCAUUAGGUAACCUGGACACAGCAAAGUAUUUAUUAAUGCGACAAAAGCACAUUAUAUCAUACAACUCCUUAAUACCUGGUGCAGUUCUGUGAUAUAUUUCUGUAUCUUAAUAUAUAAACUGCAUCAUAAGAAAAUAGUGAAGUAGGGGGAGAGGAUUUUAAGGACUGAGAAUCUGAAGCAAGGGAAAUAGGCAUGAAAAGUUAGAAAAACUAGGCAAAAAUAGGAAAAAGCAAAAAAACCCCAUAUAGAAUUACAGAAUAGAAUUAUAGAAUAUGCAUAUAGAAAUUGACAGAUACAGUGGAAGUGUGAGGAGAAGCAGGAUUUUGAAAAUUGCUUUUCUGUCAUAAUGGCAGCAGAGAAGCAGGGCUGAGACAGGCAGUGGGAACUGGGGGGAAAUGGUUGUGGCAGAGGGUGUGUGGGGAGUUACUCAUGGGGUCAGUGGAAUGAAAGGGAGCCACAUGAAAUGGGACAAACCAGGGUUCUGGGCACGAGCUCCUGUGGCUGUGGACAGGCAGGAACAGGGGAGGAGAAGGAAUUGAACCCUGAUGGUCUGAGCAGCUCUCACAGGGGAAGGGGCACGUGCACAGACAGUUAGAAGGAAGGAAAGAGGCUGUUGGAAAAGCAAAGCAAAAUGCUUUCUGAAAGGGAUAUAAACUCCUGUCACCUGGGGUGUAAAUCAGCUUCUCCCCAGUGUGCCCAGCAGGCAGAUUUCCCUGCAGCCACUUGUUCUGUCCCCACCUACCUGCAAGGCUCCAUGAACCUCUCAAUGCAUCACUUGGCUUCUUUCCCUUUCUCUUUUCUGAUGGAGCAGGGAGAAUGCUUGCUUUGUUCCCAAUUAAGUUGGCAAGUUCUCAAAUCCCCCAAACUUUUCAAGAAAAAUGCAAGUCCUUGACAAAAAAAUGGAAAUAAGUUUCCAGAAAGAAAACAUUACUCUAAUACGUUUUUAAAAUUUGGUGCCCCUUUUUUUUAUUAGAGGCUGGUAGGAUCAUGUUGCAUUUAAUUCUUAGCUUUAGACUUGAAAAUUCUAGAAAUAGAAAUUGUUUUCUGUUGCUUUACUUCUGGGAAAAUUAUUUCACAGUUUCCUGGUCAGUGGGUUGAACUAAGGAAGUCUAGUGUGAUUUAUUCCAAGUUUUUAAAGCAUUUAAAUGUUGCCCUGUCUGUAAAAUGUGUAAGAAGCUGCACUGAAUUUCCCUUCCCCCACUUAAAAAUGCAAUUCCUUUAGGAGCAAAAAAAAAAAAAAAGUGGAAGCAUCUAUGUUAUACUGAGUAAUUAUGCCCCCUGGGAAAUAGAAUAUAAAGAUCUUUAAAAUCAUUCAAGUGAGAGAACAAGCACUUUAACUUUUGCCUUGCAGGAGCUGUGUAUUACAUCCCCAGCUCCUUGCUCCAGUGUCAGUGUGUCGUGCCUUGCAGGUUCACAGCCCUGGCAGAGGAAAUGAAACCCAGUCAGUUACUGCAGGAUUUAUUGCAGACCUGCUGCUGCAGGAAGUGGUGAAAAGCUGAUUGAUAGUCUGAGGCAAAACUCCACAACAAGAAACAGGAUGUAUGUUUGGGUUUUUAUGCCCGUUUUCCCCUCUGCCCUCACCCCCCUCCGUUUCGAGGCACUCUCUUUAAUUUCAGUCUCUGUUUAUAAAUCCAUGGUGCCCUUUCCUGGUAAAGCACGUGCUGGCUUCCAGCCCUCGAGGAAAUGGAUGGGGCUGCACCAGAGACUGGAAGCCAAUGUGGUGUGUCUGCUUUAUUAGGGACAUCUAUCUCAAUGGUCCUGGUACUCCUGCUGAAUUCUAUUUCAGCUGAAUUCCAAGGGAAGGGUGGAGUACAUCUCAGCCAGAGUUAUUGAACAUCUCCUGUGAUCGUGGGUGAGCAGGCUGGGUGGGAGAGGAGGAGCCUGGAUCACUAAUCAGAAUGUUCUCCUGGCUCAUAUGCAUUUCACAGAUAUCUCUGGGAGGGUAGGAAACCAAAAUGAUUUUGCUGCACAUAAACUUCAUCCAGCCAGCCCUCUGCUGCAGAGUGGGCUGCUAAAGACAGCAAACCUGAAAAGGUUUGUUCUGAAAUCUCUCCUCCCUCCCUGUGCACUGCUGAAGCAUUCCACAGCAGGAUCUUUCAGGAAGGUGUCCUCAAAACCUUUCGGUGGGAUAUUGUCUAACCUUGUGGGAAAAGUUACCCUAAAUAAUUGUAAGUAGGAAUCCUUCUGAUUGUUUUUCUUCCUGUAACAUCCACUUUUACAAUCAGGGUUGCAGAAGAAAGUUGUUUGCAUACCAAGCAAAUGAAAGAAAUGUUUAAGGUUGGUGUUCUCGUUAUCAAAUGGGAAAGUUCUGCUUGUCAGGUUCAAUAACAUAUCUUGUUCUUUG